This is a messenger RNA of Plasmopara halstedii, 453 nucleotides long. RefSeq lists its product as uncharacterized. The transcript has a single exon. Bases 1 to 453 code for a protein of 150 amino acids. The record is from RefSeq and is a predicted model, not a curated record. NCBI's taxonomy places the organism in Eukaryota, Oomycota, Peronosporomycetes, Peronosporales, Peronosporaceae.
AUGCGAUCGGUGGCACGACCACUAGCAAGACGUAAGCCGGUGCUAAUGAAAGCGAACGGCUCAGAUGACGAUGAGUCGGUAGAAGACAGUGAAGGUCCAUUGACUCCGAAACGUGCCAAGAUUGACGAUGAUGAACAAAUUGCAGAAGCUGUUCUUGGCUACGCUGUUAGCAUUGACGCAUACGGACCUACCAACUACGUAUGCUCAAUCAAUGGCAAGCGACGAUGCGAUGACGCAAUGGAUGCUGAGCUUCCCUCUCAUGAAGAAAAUCGAAUGUGGACAUUGAAGCCACGAGGAAAGAGUAAACGCAUAAAUGAUUACGAUGGGAAUUUGCCAAGAAGCGUGAUCAAAAUGGCGAUGUCGUGCGAUACAAGGCACGACUGGUCGCGAAAGGAUUCAAGCAAAAGCAAGGCUUCGACUUUUUCGAGACUUAUUACUCGAUCACCAACAUGA